Geosmithia morbida is the source of this 5757-nucleotide messenger RNA. RefSeq names its product P-type Ca2+ transporter type 2C. Gene Ontology annotation, cellular component: membrane. The record is from RefSeq and is a predicted model, not a curated record. Lineage: Eukaryota; Fungi; Ascomycota; Sordariomycetes; Hypocreales; Bionectriaceae. The transcript has 5 exons. Bases 1 to 5757 code for a protein of 1918 amino acids. Gene Ontology annotation, molecular function: ATP binding; transporter activity; ATP hydrolysis activity.
AUGCAGUUGCCAUGGCCUGGGCGCGGAGAGGACGGAUCUUCCCUCCCUACCGCAGCCAGCGUUCCCGCCAUCAAGGGGUUGAUGGGUGAUGCCUCCAACCUCGCCGACAGGCCGCCGUCACGACCACGGCAUGCGCGAACCACUUCGGCGCAUGCUCGCAACGUCGCGGAUGAAUACGCACACAUGACCCCGAGCGAGGCCGCGGCCCGCCUGCGAACCUCCCUGACACACGGCCUCCAUCCCAACGAAGCCCUGAAGCGACUCGGCGAGCAUGGCACCAACGAGAUUCCGCACGAAGAGCCCGAGCCGCUCUGGCUACGCUUCAUCAAGCAGUUCCAGGAGCCCCUGAUCCUGCUGCUCCUGGCCUCCGCCGGCACGUCGCUCCUCGUCGGCAACAUGGACGACGCCGUCAGCAUCGCCGUUGCCGUCACCAUCGUCGUCUCGGUCGGCUUCGCCCAAGAGUACCGGUCCGAGAAGUCGAUCGAGGCGCUGAACCACCUCGUCCCCAACCACGCGCACAUAGUCCGCGGCACGAGCAGCAGGGCCGCCGUCAUCCCCAGCACGUCAGCAUGGCCUGCCCCGGGAGACGCUGCGCCGGAGCGUGCGCCUACCCCCGGCGCCGUUCAGCCCGAUGAUGAUGAUCUGGACGUUACCUCGACGAAGACCAUGGCAUCGCAGCUCGUCCCCGGCGAUCUGGUCCUCUUCACGACAGGCGACCGUAUCCCUGCAGACGUCCGGGUCACCAAGGCCACCGACCUGACCGUCGACGGCUCCAACCUCACUGGCGAGAAUGAGCCUGUCAGGGUCGGCUCCGAGGCGCGAAGCCGAAGGAUCGACUCAUACGGGCUUGUCCCCCUGCCCAGCCCCGCGUCUCUGUCCCCGUCCGAGCAUGGACGCUCCGGAACGGGCGAGAAUGUCGUCUACAUGGGCACCUUGGUCAAGUCCGGUCACGGCCAGGGCAUCGUCUUUGCCACCGGAGGAAACACUCACUUCGGUACCAUUGCCACCAGCGUCUCGGGCACGGAGAGUCCGCGGUCGCCGCUCCAGCACUCGAUGGACGAGCUCGGCUCGCAGCUGAGCAAGGCCUCGUUCGCCGUCAUCGGCCUCAUCUCCUUCGUCGGCUGGCUGCAGGGAAAGAAGCUGCUGGAGAUCUUCACCAUCUCCAUCUCGCUCGCCGUCGCCGCAAUCCCCGAAGGCCUGCCCAUCAUCGUCACCGUCACCUUGGCGCUGGGCGUGCACCGCAUGGCUAAGCAUAAUGCCAUUGUCCGUCGGAUGCCCAAGGUUGAGACGCUCGGCUCCGUCAACGUCGUCUGCACCGACAAGACGGGCACCCUCACUACUAACCAUAUGGCAACGGUCAAGAUGUGGUAUUUCGGAGUUCAGGAGGCGGUCGACAUCGGCUCGGACGACGACGCUGCGGAGAAAGAGCGGACACCGGCCGGACUCCGGAUCCUCCGCAUCGGGAACAUCGCCAACAACGCGCGGCUGGCGCAAAAGUCCACCCAGAACGGCGCGGCGGCGACUGCUGUAUUGUCUUCGACCGUCGGCCGGGGCCAGGUCGACACGCACACUAGGUGGGUCGGCCAGCCUACGGACGUGGCCAUGCUCGACCUCCUCGACAAGUACGGCGAGCACGACGUUCGCGAGUCUAUCGGACCCCGCGUCAACGAGGUGCCCUUCAGCUCCGAGCGCAAGUGGAUGGGUGUGACGAUUGGCUCCGACGCCAGGAACGACAAGGAGUAUGCGUACAUGAAGGGAUCGAUCGAGAAGGUUCUUGCGGCUUGCGAUACCUACGUCGACAGCGAUGGGCGCGAGGUCGCUCUCGACGCCGCUCGCCGACGAGAGGCCCUCCGCUCGGCCGAGAAGAUUGCCGUGGAGGGACUUCGGGUCAUUGCCUUUGCCAGCGGGCCCGUGGCCAGAUCGUCGAGGGCAAAGUCUGCAUCCCACCGCAGCAGCACGCCUAGCGACAGGGGCAGUAGCCCGCAAACACCGACACCUUCGGACGACGCAUUCAGGGGCCUCACCUUCUCCGGAGUGGUCGGGAUGAGCGACCCGCCCAGACCCGGGGUCGGGCGGUCCAUCAGGAGACUGAUGGGCGGAGGCGUCAGGGUCAUCAUGAUCACCGGCGAUGCCGAGACCACGGCCCUCGCCAUCGGCAGGCAGCUCGGCAUGAGCAUCGCGACCCCCAGCGUGCACGGCAAGGGCCGGUCGACCGUCAGGUCAGUCUUGACGGGCGACGAUAUCGACCAGCUGUCCGAAUUCGACCUCGGCCUGGCCAUGGAGCACACCACCAUCUUUGCCCGCACGAACCCGGACCACAAGCUGAAGAUCAUCCGCGCGCUGCAAUCCCGCGGAGAUAUCGUGGCCAUGACCGGUGACGGCGUCAACGACGCACCGGCGCUGAAGCGAGCCGACAUCGGCAUCGCUAUGGGACGCCACGGAACCGAUGUCGCCAAGGAGGCCGCCGAUAUGAUCCUGACCGACGACGACUUCUCCACCAUCCUCCGCGCCAUUGAGGAGGGCAAGGGCAUCUUCAACAACAUCCAGAACUUCCUGACGUUCCAGCUGAGCACGAGCGCAGCCAGCCUAGGCCUCGUCUUCUUCUGCACCUGCCUCGGGUUCAAGAAUCCCCUCAACGCCAUGCAGAUUCUCUGGAUCAACAUCAUCAUGGACGGCCCCCCCGCGCAAUCGCUGGGCGUGGAAAAGGUCGACCCGGACGUCAUGAACAGGCCGCCUCGGAGGCGUGACGACCCGGUGCUGACCAAGGCCCUCGUCACGCGUGUCCUCACGUCGGCAGCCAUCAUCAUGGUGGGCACCAUGUUCGUCUACAGCCGCGAAAUGCUCGAUGGGCAGGUAACUCGGCGCGACACGACCAUGACGUUCACGUGCUUCGUCUUCUUCGACAUGUUCAACGCGCUAGCCUGCCGGUCCGAGUCCAAGUCUAUCCUGAAGGGCGAGGUCGGCCUCGUGUCCAACAACCUCUUCAACUGGGCCGUCUCGCUCAGCGUCAUCUGCCAGAUGCUCGUCAUCUACUUUCCCUGGCUGCAGUCGACCUUCCAGACCGAGGGCGUGAGCCUCCUCGACCUGGUACGCCUGGUUCUCCUGUGCAGCACCGUCUUCUGGGCCGACGAGCUGAGAAAGCACCUCAGCGGUGGCGGCCGCGACAAUGGAGCCGCUGCCGCCGUCGUCGCAUCACCAUUGCCUUUGACUCCAGGAGCUACCCACACGAACGACAACAACAACAAUAACAAUAACAACAAUUCCAACAGUACCAACGGUACGACGACGACGACGACGACGACGAAAUCAGACCUCGACAAUGCCACGGAUGAGACGGAGAUUCGAGCAGCCCUGGCGGCCCUGCACAUCCGGGAGAGUGCCGUGACGAGGCGUCUAGACACGCUGGUGGCGUCCAAGUCGGAGCUGUCGCGGGACCUGGGUCGUCUGGACAUGCUGCGGGCGGGGCUGGGGGCGCAGGUGAUCUCGGCGCGGGCGGUGGGCAGCGAGAUGCUCUCCACGGCGGCCGACACGGCGGGCGGGCUGUCGGACCGGGUCAAGGAGCUGGACCUGGAGAAGAGCCGGGUGGAGGAGACGCUGCGGGUGGUGGAGCAGGUGGCCGAGCUCAAGGCCUGCGUGCACGGCGUGGUCGGCUCCAUGGGGGCCCCGCAGGACUGGGAGGCCGCGGCCGGAUACCUGGACCGCGCGAGCCGGGUGCCCGAGACCAUCGCGCGGGGCGCCUUCGCCGCCUCCAUCGUGCCCAGCGUCGAGGUGCCGGACCCUCCCUGGGUCACGCUCGAGGACGCCCGCGAAUCGCUGUGCGGCCUGUUCCUGCGCGAGUUCGACCGCGCCGCUGCCGAGGCCGACGGCGCAAAGGUCACCCGCUUCUUCAAGCUCUUCCCCCUCAUCGGCCGCGCCGACACCGGCCUCGACGUCUACGGCCGCUACGUCUGCCAGGGCGUCGCCGGCACCGCCAGGGCCACGCUCAGGGACGCCGCGCUGGGCGCUGCCGCCCGCAAGGAGGGCUUCUUCUACGCAAACGCCCUCACCAGGCUGUUUGAGCACAUCGCCCAGAUCGUCGAGGGCCACGGCGGGCUUGUCGAGCGCCACUACGGCGACGGCAAGAUGAUCCGCGUCAUCGCCCGUCUGCAGUCCGAGGCUGACGUCCAGGGUGGCAUCAUACUCGACACGUGGAGCGACGAGCGCGGCAUCGACAGGAGGCUCACCGACGUCAAGAGCUAUCCCUUCUCAUUCCUCGUCCAGAGCUUCCUGCCCCAGCCGCCCAGGGGCGCGGCAGGCGGUGGCCCGCAGAGGACGACGAACUCGCCGGCGCCCGGUGGCGGAUACGGUAGCGACCCCCGGGCCAGCGAGGACGAGGGCGUCAACAUGAAGGAGGUCGACGGGCUCCUCACAGAGAUUGCCAUCAUGCUCGGCCGCUGGUCGCUGUACACGCGAUUCCUGGCAGGCAAAUGCAUCGUACGUCUGCACCGCCCCCCCGUCCCAUCACAUCCCGGGAAGACGAACAGGAUACUGACGAGCAGGCUCUACCAGGACCCCGGAACCCCCGAGGACGUGCCUCUCACGGUACCCGAGAUGCUCAUCAAGUCCAAUCUAUAUCGCAAGGUGUCGGCCAAGCUGGUCAGCCCCUACAACGUCAUGACGACCUUCUUCUUCCGGCGGUCGGUGGAGAAGGCCUUCCAGCUGGACGAGUACCCGAGCGGGCUGUCGCUGAGCCUGCAGAGGCCGAUCGACGGCAACCCGCCCUUCAUCAUCCUGGCCGUGGACGACGUCAUGUACAUCGUCAACGCGGUGGUGCAGAAGUCGAUAUCGACGUCGCAGAGGGACGUCAUCGCGUCGGUGGUGCCGAGCAUCGGCCGCGUGCUGACGUCUGACUUUGUGGGCAUGAUCCAACGCAAGAUGCGCGACGAGUCGUACCCGAAGCCCGUGGUGCAGGGAGGCUUCCCCCCGGAGGACAGGAUCGUCCAGUUCAUCGUGCUCAUCAACAGCCUGGACAUGGCAAACGAGUACCUGACGCGCAUCAUCCGGGUGCAGACAGAGACUGCGGACAGCAGCGCCACGGACCGGGCGCAGCAGCUGCAGAUGCAGAGCCCGGUCGAGAAGUCGUUCCCCUUUGAGCGAGACGUGUCGUUCGUCACGAACGCCCUGACGACGAUGCAGACGACCUUUGUCAGCAAGACGACGGAGCUGCUCAACGAGGGCAUCCAAGUCCUCUUCAACAUGGUGGUCAAGGCGCGUCUCCGGCCCGUGCUAUCCGACACGUUCCGCGAUGCCGACUACACCAUGACCGAAGACGAGAUCGCCGACCUGGCCCGCCAAAACGACGAGGACGAGACGGACCUCCUGGAGCAGGUGCCCCGGCGCUUCGAGCACGGCUGGGAACAGCUCAUGAAGCCCAUCGCCCGCAUCAUGACCCCGGGGACGUACGCCACCCUCCUCGACACCACGGCCCGCUACCUCUCCAAGAUACUGGAGAAGCGCAUCCUCAGCUACGGCGGCAGGACCAAUCCCUACGGAACCAUCCGCAUCGAGAAGGACUUCACCGCAAUGAUCAGCACCGUCUCCCAAGACAACUACAUGGUCCGCGAGGCCUUUGCCAAGGUCACGCAGCUGCUCAUGGUCGUCAAUAUGGAGGAUGAUGAAUGGGAGGAGAUUGUCGACCUAGGCGAGGAAGAUGGUAUCGAUUGGGUCAUAACGGAUGAGGAGAAGAAGAAGGCUAGAGGGUUAACAAGAAUAUUAUAG